This is a messenger RNA of Otolemur garnettii (small-eared galago), 8791 nucleotides long. RefSeq names its product ankyrin repeat domain 11 (gene ANKRD11). The transcript has 14 exons. Bases 456 to 8342 code for a protein of 2628 amino acids. The record is from RefSeq and is a predicted model, not a curated record. NCBI's taxonomy places the organism in Eukaryota, Metazoa, Chordata, Mammalia, Primates, Galagidae. Gene Ontology annotation, biological process: anatomical structure morphogenesis. Gene Ontology annotation, cellular component: nucleus. Gene Ontology annotation, molecular function: protein binding.
CGCCUUCCCGCUAGGGCCGCGCGGCCCGGGAGUCGCAGCCGCGGGCUGCAUGGGCAGCGCCUACGCCCCGCUGCUGAGUCGCCGCCGAGCCGCGCCGCCCUCGGAGCCGGGAUACACACAGGCCUGCUCUGGAACAGCCCUGUGUUGGAUCUCAGACAUAGUCCGCAUCAAGGUUGACGCUCAGCUAUGGAAUCGCAGCCGGUUGAUGACGAGGCCAUGGCGCUGUAAAUGAAGACCAGGUGAGCGGAGCAGAACGAUGCCCAGGGGUGGGCGCUCUAAAACCCCACAGCAAGAAGAGUUUCCCCUCAGCAACGACAUGGUGGAGAAACAAACUGGGAAAAAGGAUAAAGAUAAAGUUUCUCUAACCAAGACCCCGAGGCUGGACCGCAGUGAUGGAGGAAAGGAGGUGAGGGAACGGGCCACCAAGCGGAAGCUGCCCUUCACCGUGGGUGCCAAUGGGGAGCAGAAGGACUCGGACACAGAUGCCUCCAGCUCAGUCCAUGCUGUGGUACUGCAAGGCUGGUGCGCCCCUCGAAGCACCAUGGCAUGAAAUGGAGGUUCCUAGAAGCAAGAAGAAAGAAAAGCAGGGUCCUGAGAGGAAGCGGAUUAAGAAGGAGCCGGUCACCCGGAAGUCCGGGCUGCUGUUUGGCAUGGGGCUGUCGGGGAUCAGAGCAGGCUACCCGCUCUCUGAGCGCCAGCAGGUGGCUCUUCUCAUGCAGAUGACAGCAGAGGAGUCUGCCAACAGCCCAGUAGACACAACACCAAAGCACCCCUCCCAGUCUGCAGUGUGUCAGAAGGGGACACCCAGCUCUGCCUCCAAGACCAAAGACAAGGUGAACAAGAGGAACGAGCGGGGGGAGACCCGCCUGCACCGAGCCGCCAUCCGGGGGGACGCCCGGCGCAUCAAGGAGCUCAUCAGCGAGGGUGCUGAUGUCAACGUGAAGGACUUCGCAGGCUGGACUGCGCUGCAUGAGGCGUGUAACCGGGGCUACUAUGACGUCGCGAAGCAGCUGCUGGCCGCCGGUGCGGAGGUGAACACCAAGGGCCUGGAUGAUGACACCCCCCUGCAUGACGCCGCCAACAAUGGGCACUACAAGGUGGUGAAGUUGCUGCUGCGCUAUGGAGGGAACCCUCAGCAAAGCAACAGGAAGGGUGAGACGCCACUGAAAGUAGCCAGCUCCCCGACCAUGGUGAACCUCCUCCUAGGCAAAGGCACAUACACAUCCAGCGAGGAGAGCUCUACUGAGAGCUCGGAAGAAGAGGACGCCCCAUCAUUUGCACCUUCUAGUUCAGUUGAUGGCAAUAACACGGACUCUGAGUUUGAAAAGGGCCUUAAGCACAAGGCCAAGAAUCCAGAGCCACAGAAACCUGUGACCCCCGUCAAGGACGAGUACGAGUUUGACGAGGAUGACGAGCAGGACAGGGUCCCCCCUGUGGAUGACAAGCAUCUGCUAAAGAAAGACUAUAGGAAGGAGGCCAAGGCAGACAGCUUCAUUUCCAUCCCCAAGAUGGAGGUGAAGAGUUACACUAGGAACAACACGGCUGCACCAAAGAAAGCAUCCCAUCGGAUCUUGUCAGACACGUCAGACGAGGAGGAUGUGAGCGUGGCUGUGGGGACAGGGGAGAAGCUGAGGCUCUCGGCACAUACGGUGCUGCCCAGUAGUAAGACAAGAGAGUCUUCUAACUCCAAGCAGCAAAAGGAGAAGAACAAAGUGAAAAAGAAGCGAAAGAAAGAAACAAAAGGCAAAGAGGUUAGGUUUGGAAAAAGGAACGAUAAGUUCUGUUCCUCAGAGUCUGAGAGUGAGUGCUCGGAGAGUGAGGAUGAUGACGGGGGCUCGGUAGGGAGCUCUGGCUGCCUCAAAGAGUCCCCGCUGGUGCUGAAGGACCCCUCCCUGUUCAGCUCCCUGUCUGCCUCCUCCACCUCAUCCCACGGGAGCUCUGCAGCCCAGAAACCCAACCACACAGACCAGCACACCAAGCACUGGCGGACAGACAAUUGGAAAACCAUUUCCUCCCCUGCUUGGUCAGAGGUCAGCUCUUUAUCAGACUCCACCAGGACGAGACUUACAAGUGAGUCUGAUUACUCCUCUGAGGGGUCCAGUGUGGAGUCGCUGAAGCCAGCGAGGAAGCGGCCGGAGCACAGGAAGAGGUGUGGGCUGCAGGGUGCUCCACCUGACAAGAGGGGCUCUUUCCACCCUGCUGGGGAUGGCGCCAUUCCCAAGCUGGACAAGGAGGGCAAAGUCAUCAAAAAACAUAAAACAAAACAUAAACACAAAAACAAGGAGAGAGGACAGUGUUCAGUCAGUCAGGAACUUAAACUGAAAAGUUUUACUUACGAGUAUGAGGACUCCAGACAAAAAUCAGACAAGGCUGUACUUCUAGAAAAUGACAUUUCCACUGACAGUAAGGUGAAAGUGUUAAAGCAUGACAGAGACCAUUUUAAGAAAGAAGAGAAACUUAGCAAAAUGAAGUCAGAAGAAAAAGAAUGGCUCUUUAAAGAUGACAUAAUAAAAGUCUCCAGGGAUGAGAAGUCCCUGAGGAGAAUCAAAGAUGUGAACAAAGAUGCCAGCAGAUCUUUCCGAGAAGAAAAGGACCGUUCAAAUAAAGCAGAAAAAGAGAAGCCAGUGAAGGAAAAGUCUCCAAAGGAGGAAAAACUGAGACUCUACAAAGAGGAAAGAAAGAAAAAGUCAAAAGACCGGCCCUCAAAAUUAGAGAAAAAGAACGAUUUAAAAGACGACAAAAUUUCAAAAGAAAAGGAAAAGACUCUUAAAGAAGAUAAAGAAAAACUCAAAAAAGAAAAAAUUUAUAGGGAAGAUUCUGCUUUUGACGAAUAUUGUAACAAAAACCAGUUUCUGGAAAAUGAAGACACCAAAUUUAGCCUUUCUGAUGACCAGCAGGAUAGGUGGUUUUCCGACUUGUCUGAUUCAUCCUUUGAUUUUAAAGGGGAAGACAGUUGGGACUCCCCAGUGACAGAUUACAGGGACAUCAAAAGUGACUCUGUGGCUAAACUCAUCUUGGAAACAGUGAAGGAGGACAGCAGAGAGCGGAGGCGGGAUGGCAGGGCCCGGGAGAAGCGAGACUACAGAGACGCCCUCUUCAGAAGGAAGGACAGGGACUACACGGACAGGAACUCCGAGAAGAGGAAAGACCUGGUAGAAAAGCACAGAGGCAUCUCCAGCUACCUCUCAGAGAAGGACAAGAAGAGGAGAGAGUCUGCAGAGGUUGGGAGGGACAGGAAGGAUACCCUCGAGAGCACCAAGGAGCGGAGGGACAGCAGAGGGAAGCCCGAUGAGGCGCGCAGGGAGGACCCAAAGGACUGUGGCUGCGAGGGCAUCUUCAAGGACAAGGCUGAUGGGGACUUUGUAAAGAGCCUGGAGCCAUGGGAGAGGCAUCACCCAGUGAGAGAGAAGGAGAAGAAAGACAGCCUCGAUAAGGAGAGGAAGGAAAAAGUAAAAUCAGAAAAAUACAAAGAUAAGUCCAGCGACAAAGACAAAAAUGAAAAGUCUGUCCUUGAAAAAUGUCAGAAGGACAAAGAAUUUGAUAAGUGUUUUAAAGAGAAAAAAGAUACCAAGGAAAAGCAUAAAGACAUACAUGGCAAAGAAAGAAAAGUGUCUCUUGACCAAGGGAAAGAAAAAAAAGAGAAAACUUUCCCUGGAAUUAUCUCAGAAGACUUCUCUGAAAAAAAAGAUGAGAAGAAGGGUAAAGAGAAAAGCUGGUAUAUUGCAGAUAUAUUCACGGACGAAAGUGAAGAUGAAAAAGACGAUUAUAUGGCGAGUGGGUUCAAGCUCGGAGAGACCAGUGACAUCCAGAGGGUGGAUGGGCUGCAGGAGGAGGGGAGGGAGCCCUAUGCCACUGACAGGCACAGAAAGUCCUCUGACAAGCAGCAUUCGGAGCGGCAGAAGGACAGGGACUCCAGAGAUAAGAGGAGGGACCGAGUGGCCACUGAAGGGACGAAGGACAGAAGGGAAAAGGCCUUUGAGAAGCACAAAGAGAAGAAGGAUAAAGAGUCCACAGAAAAACACAAGGACAGGAAAGACAGAGGGUCAGUGGACACCACUCAAGAAAAGAAAAGUAAACAGAAGCUCCCUGAGAAGGCUGACAAGAAACACUCCGCUGAAGAUAAGUCUAAAAGCAAGCACAAAGACAAGUCAGAUAAAGAGCAUUCUAAAGAGAGGAAGUCUUCCCGGGCCGCGGAGAUGGAGAAGAGCUUGCUGGAGAAGCUGGAAGAAGCAGCGCUUCAUGAGUACAGGGAAGAUUCCAACGAUAAAGUGAGCGAGGUCUCGUCCGACAGUUUCACCGACCGAGUGCAGGAGCCGGGGCUAAGCACGCUGCUGGAGGUGUCCUUCACGGAGCCGGCCUUAGAGGACAAGGUCAGGGAGGGUGCCUGCCUCCCCGAGAGGCUGAGGGAGAAGGAGAGGCACAGGCACUCCUCGUCCUCAUCCAAGAAGAGCCAUGACCGGGAGAAAGCCCGUAAGGAGAGGGCUGAGAGGAGAGAGAGGAGUGAUGAUGUCAAGGACCUCAGCAGCAGGAAGGACUCUGGCCAGUAUGAGAAGGACUUCUUGGAUGCUGAUGCAUACGGCAUUCCCUAUGGUGGUAAAGCGGAUACAGAAGAUGAUUUAGAUAAAACCAUUGACUUGUUUUCUACUGAAAAGAAAGAUAAAAAUGAUUCUGAAAGAGAAGCUUCUAAGAAAGUAGAAAAGGAACUAAAGCCUUACGGAUCUAGCAGCAUCAACAUCCUACGAGAAAAAAAGAAGCGGGACAAACACAGGGAGAGGUGGAGAGAGGAGAGGGAGAAGCUGCGGGAGAGGCAGGCGGAUGGGUUCCUGAGACAGCACCGGGACGAGCAAAAGCUUGUGGGCAGAGACAGGGACAACUCUGCUCACCCCUGCAAGGAGAGGCCCAAGGAUGAGAGCUUGAAACUGAAGGACAAACUCAAGGAGAAUGCGGAGAAAGACAAAGGUGACUCAGUGAGGGUCAGCAGCGGGAGUGAGAGGUUGGUACCGCCUAAGGAUCCAGGCAAGAGGGACGCCAGGCCCCGAGAGAAGCUGCUGGGGGACGGUGAUCUGAUGAUGACCAGCUUUGAGAGGAUGCUGUCCCAGAAGGACCUGGAGGUUGAGGAGCGCCACAAGAGGCACAAGGAGAGGAUGAAGCAGAUGGAGAAGCUGCGGCACCGGUCUGGGGACCCUCGGCUCAAGGAGAGGGCAAAGCCGGCUGAUGAUGGGCGCAAAAAGGGGCUGGAUGUUCCCUCCAAGAAACCGCUGGGGCAAGACCCUCUGUUUAAAGACAGAAAACUCAAGGAAUCAACUCCAACGCCAGCCACCACUGAAAAUAAGCUACACCCAGGACCAGCCACAGAUCCCAAAGACUGGUUUGCGGGACCUCAUGGGAAGGAGGUCCUGCCUGCCUCGCCCAGGCCUGAGCAGAGCCGGCCCACUGGGGUGCCCACCCCCACAUCAGCGGUGUCAUGCCCCAGCUUUGAGGAGGUGAUGCACACACCCCGGACCCCGUCCUGCAGUGCUGACGACUACCACGACCUCGUGUUCGACUGCACUGACUCCCAGCACUCGCCGCCUGUCUCCUCUGCGUCCACCAGCGCCUGCUCCCCCUCCUUUUUUGACAGGUUCUCUGUGGCUUCAAGCGGGCUCUCAGAAAACCCUGGCCAGACUCCCACAAGGCCUCUUUCUACAAAUCUUUAUCGCUCAAUCUCCGUUGAUAUCAGGAGGACCCCUGAAGAGGAGUUCAGCAUUGGGGACAAGCUGUUCAGGCAGCAGAGUGUCCCUGCCUCGGCCGGAUAUGGCUCUCCUGCACAGCACCUAAUGGAGGACAAGGCUCCUCUGCCCCCGGUGCCUGCGGAUAAGUUUGCAUGUUUGUCCCCAGGGUGUUACUCCCCAGACUAUGGCGUCCCCUCCCCCAGGGUCGAGGCUCUGCACUGCCCACCUGCAGCUGUUGUCACUGUCACCCCACCUCCAGAUGGGGUCUUCUCGAGUUUACAAGCAAAAUCCUCUCCAUCUCCCAGAGGUGAGGUGUUGGCCUCUUCCCUGGAAGGGGCCCUUCCCCCUGACCUGGGCCUCCCUCUGGAUGCCACAGAGGACCAGCAGGCCACAGCUGCCAUCAUACCCCCGGAACCCAACUACCUGGAGCCCCUGGACGAGGGCCCAUUCAGCACUGUCAUCACAGAGGAGCCUGUGGAGUGGGCCCACCCUGCUGAGCAGACUCUUUCUUCCAGCUUACUCGGGAGUGCCUCGGAAAACCCCGUUACCUGGCCUGUGGGGUCAGACCUUUUGCUUAAGUCUCCACAGAGGUUUCCAGAGUCCCCGAAACAUUUCUGUCCUGCAGAGUCCCUCCAUCCUGCUGCUCCAGGACCGUUCAGCACCUCUGAGCCCCCAUACCCUGUCUCUCCUGUCUCCUACCCUCUGUCCAUCCCAGAGCCCGGACUAGAGGAGGUCAGACACAAUGGGGUGGAGGCAGUUCCUGCCGCUGUCCCCACUGCUGAGGAGGCGGCUCCAUACGCCCCUCCCUCCAGGCUGGAGUCCUUCUUCAGCAAUUGUAAAUCCCUUCCGGAAGCCCCUCUUGAUGUGGCCCCUGAGCCUGCUUGUGUAACCACUGUGGCCCAGGUGGAGACCCUUGGGCCUUUGGAAAACAGCUUUCUGGACAACAGCCACAACCUGUCUGUGUCUGCCCUCGGCCAGGUGGAGCCGGUGCCCUGGGCUGAUGCCUUUGCCCAAUCUGAGGACACCCUCGACCUGGGGCCCUUCUCCCUCCCAGAGCUUCCUCUUCAGACUAAAGAGGUUUCGGGUGUUGAGACGGAGCCUGUAGGAGAAAGUCUUGUUCCUCCAGAAAAGAUUCCUCCAGGGACCCCUGUGGUCAUAAGUGGGGGUAAUGUUUCUGCAUUGGCGGCUGAGGGACAACCAGCGCUGCCCCCUGAGCAGGCAGCCACCCUGCUGCCCAUGGAGCCGGAGGCCACAACAGAGCCCGAGCUGGGCCUGUCCCUGGAGGCCACAGUGGAAGCUGAGAUGGUGUCAGAAGAGGGGGCUUCUGAGGAUGUGGACACCUGCCUAGUGCCCGCUCCCAACCCUGCUGUUGAGCAGCACCUGCCAGGGGCUAGGGAGGAUGGCACUGAGGCUGAAGACUCCUCCCCCGCAUCCCCCAGGGGCCCUGACAGCCCUGCUCAGGACAGGGACAGCAUGACGCACAUGCAUGCCCUCGAUGGUCCUGGCCCCGCAGAGAACUCUGUGGUCAAUCAUCGUGUGCCUGGGCCUGCUGAAGGCCUCCCGGGCAGUGUGUCACCCACAGCGGCUGAACCUGAGCCCAAAACUGCAGCUGAAGCCCCGAAGGUCCCUCGUGUGGAGGAGACGCCGCAGCGCAUGACCAGGACCCGUGCGCAGAUGCUGGCCAGCCAGGGCAAGCAGGGCACGCCGCCCCCUGAGCGUGAGCUGGGCCCAGCCGCCCCAGCCAGGGCACGGGGCCGUGGCUGUGAGGACGAUGAGGCCCAGGCCCAGCACCCCCGCAAGCGGCGCCUGCAACGCUCUGGGCAGCAGCUGCCACCACUCAGCACAUCUACCCGGCAGACGCGCGAGGUCAUCCAGCAGACGCUGGCCGCCAUCGUGGAUGCCAUCAAGCUGGAUGACAUUGAGCCGUACCACAGUGACAGAUCCAACCCCUACUUCGAGUACCUGCAGAUCCGCAAGAAGAUAGAGGAGAAGCGCAAGAUACUGUGUUACAUCACGCCGCAGGCCCCGCAGUGCUACGCCGAGUACGUCACCUACACUGGCUCCUACCUGCUGGACGGCAAGCCUCUCAGCAAGCUGCACAUCCCGGUGAUCGCGCCCCCUCCCUCCCUGGCGGAGCCCCUGAAGGAGCUCUUCAAGCAACAAGAGACUGUCCGGGGAAAGCUUCGUCUGCAGCACAGCAUCGAGCGGGAGAAACUGAUCGUGUCCUGUGAGCAGGAGAUUCUGCGUGUUCACUGCCGGGCAGCCAGGACCAUCGCCAACCAGGCUGUGCCAUUCAGCGCCUGUACAAUGCUGCUGGACUCUGAGGUCUACAACAUGCCCCUGGAGAGCCAGGGUGAUGAGAACAAAUCAGUGCGGGACCGGUUCAAUGCCCGCCAGUUCAUCUCCUGGCUUCAGGAUGUGGACGACAAGUACGACCGCAUGAAGACCUGCCUCCUGAUGCGGCAGCAGCACGAGGCCGCCGCCCUCAAUGCUGUGCAGAGGAUGGAGUGGCAGCUGAAGGUGCAGGAGCUGGACCCUGCCGGGCACAAGUCCCUGUGUGUGAACGAGGUUCCCUCCUUCUAUGUGCCCAUGGUCGACGUCAAUGAUGACUUUGUGCUGCUGCCAGCGUGACACCCACAGCGAAGGCCACAGGACACAGGCGAGGGCCGUGCAGGUCCAUCACAAGCUGCUGCUGAGCCCCGUGGCAGAGGAAGGAGCACCGUGUCCACCCGGCACUUGGCCACGGCAGCUCUGUCCCUUCCAGACUGGCCCAGGUGUCAGUGAGGUGGGGAGAGUCUCUUUGAUACCAGCUGCUGCGGAGUGGGGCAAGGCCCCCACAGCACAGUCUCGCCCACCAGGUGGGAGGAGCCCACGGAGACAUGGUGGCUUCCAGCUCUGGAAACGGUGACUUUCGGGUCCUUCAUUCUAGCCAACUUCAGAGGCAUUUGGGGAGUCGCAGAACAGAGUGCAUUUAAAAAAUUUCUUGUUCCAUUCUGAUCAACUAAAGGAAAUAAAAUCAAGGCAUCCACCUCACAGUGACCUCCAGGUCAGAGGGCAGGAGAGCACUGUCCCAGCUGCGG